Molecule: messenger RNA, 1356 nt
Organism: Aspergillus aculeatus ATCC 16872
Lineage: Eukaryota; Fungi; Ascomycota; Eurotiomycetes; Eurotiales; Aspergillaceae
Product: type III PLP-dependent enzyme
Exons: 2
Coding region: 1-1356 (451 amino acids)
Cellular component (GO): cytoplasm
Molecular function (GO): ornithine decarboxylase activity
Source: RefSeq, a predicted model, not a curated record
AUGGCACCGACUGCUUGUUUGCCAGCUGAAAUAUGCACCACUAUCAAACAUAUUCCCGACAAAAACGACUAUAAUCUCAAUUGGGAUCAUGGUCAAUUCAGCUAUCAUGGAGAGGACGAUCAGCCGCAGUCUAGGUUGGCUGCCAAGGAGCUUAUCCUGGACGUCCUGAAGAAGCGUGCGUCUGAGGUGGACGUGGACGCGUGCGCCCCGGGCGCCGAAGAUGCCUUUUAUGUGGCAGAUAUGGGCGAGAUUUACCGCCAGCAUCUGCGUUGGAAACUGAACCUAAGCCGUGUCCGGCCCUUCUACGCCGUCAAGUGCAACCCGGACCCUGAAAUCCUCCGCCUCAUGGCCAAGCUCGGCAACGGUUUCGACUGUGCCUCUAAGGCGGAAAUUGACCUGGCUCUCGAGACUGGUAUCGAUCCGAGCCGCAUCAUUUACGCGCAGCCUUGCAAGACCAAGUCGUACCUGCGCUAUGCAGCCAAGAUGGGCGUGAAGCAGAUGACCUUCGACAAUGCCGAUGAACUGUACAAGAUCAAGUCAUGCUACCCUGACGCAGAGCUAUACUUGCGCAUCCUUACGGAUGAUUCUUCCAGCAUGUGCCAGUUUAGUAUGAAGUUUGGAGCAUCGAUGGAUGUCGCUCGUCACCUGCUGGAGGUUGCGUACCAGCUCGAGCUGAAGGUUGUUGGUGUGAGCUUCCACGUCGGGUCUGGUGCUGAAGACCCGAAGGCCUUCCUGAAGGCCGUGCAGGACGCGCGGCUGGUCUUCGAUCAAGCCGCUGAGGUGGGCCACGAGCUUCACACUCUCGAUGUUGGUGGAGGUUUCAGCCAGGAUACCUUCGAAAAGUUCGCUGGUGUUCUCAGUGACGCUCUGGAAGUCUACUUCCCGCCGAACAUCCGUGUCAUUGCCGAGCCCGGCCGCUACUACGUUGCCAGCGCCUUCACCUUGGCUGCCAAUGUGAUUGCUCGUCGUGACGUGCGGGACCCCGAGAACCCGACGCAGGAUGCGUACAUGUUGUAUCUCAAUGACGGGGUGUAUGGAAACUUUUCCAACAUCAUCUUUGACCAUCAGCACCCUGUGGCUCAGGUCUUGACCUGCGACCCUGAUGUCAAUCCUCCGAAUGCUGCGACUUCGGAGGGCAUCGCUUACUCUAUCUGGGGGCCGACCUGCGAUGGCAUCGAUGUCAUCAGCAAGCGCAUUAAUCUUCCGGCCCUCCUGAACGUAGGUGAUUGGCUGUACUUUGAGGAUAUGGGAGCCUACACCAAGUGUAGCGCGACCCGCUUCAAUGGUUUCUCGGACAACCACGAGGUGAUCUAUAUCUCCAGCGAGGCUGGAGCUUCUGCUCUCCUCGAGUACUAG